CGAAAUGAAGGUUACACUGGAAAACAUUAUGUGAUGGUUUACACGUGAACUGAUCAACUGGUAUUUUAAAAUUCUGUUCGCGAAGAUCUCAUUUCUUGGCGUUCCCCGCUCUCUUUCAUUUUGGUCCAUUAAUCCCAUAAAAUGAGAUUGAAUAUAAUAUAUUUUAAAAGUAGACAUCAUGCAAGAGCACCUCAAAAUGAAAAAAAAGUACCAUUUAAAGAAAUUAUAUCUUUAUGUUUAAAAAAUUCAGUUAAAGGAAAUUCAAAAAAUAUCAUGGAAGGUAAAUGUUUAUUUGAAAUGUCACUUCUAUUUGGAUGUUGGAAGGAAAAUACAAUUGAUAGUAAAAUAUGUGAAAAGUUCGUUCAAAAUUUAAAUGAGUGUUAUAAAAACUAUUUGAAGAAUGCACUGAAGAAAAAAAAAUUACGAGAAGUUGAUAUCCCUAGUCCUAAUAGUAAAAUACUUACAAGUAAGCAAAUAACAUAUCUUUUACAUAUGUAUCCAAAUGUUUAAAGAUUUUAAAUAAAAUAUUAAAAUUAUAUAGAAAAUA
This is a messenger RNA of Apis florea (little honeybee), 547 nucleotides long. RefSeq names its product small ribosomal subunit protein mS37. Gene Ontology annotation, molecular function: RNA binding. Gene Ontology annotation, cellular component: mitochondrial ribosome; mitochondrion; nucleoplasm. NCBI's taxonomy places the organism in Eukaryota, Metazoa, Arthropoda, Insecta, Hymenoptera, Apidae. Gene Ontology annotation, biological process: mitochondrial translation. The record is from RefSeq and is a predicted model, not a curated record.